Xenopus tropicalis (tropical clawed frog) is the source of this 1851-nucleotide messenger RNA. RefSeq names its product interleukin 1 receptor associated kinase 1 binding protein 1 (gene irak1bp1). The transcript is spliced from 4 exons. Gene Ontology annotation, cellular component: nucleus; cytoplasm. NCBI's taxonomy places the organism in Eukaryota, Metazoa, Chordata, Amphibia, Anura, Pipidae. Gene Ontology annotation, biological process: positive regulation of canonical NF-kappaB signal transduction; immune response. Bases 56 to 760 code for a protein of 234 amino acids. The record is from RefSeq and is a predicted model, not a curated record.
CACGUUCAGGCGAAGGGCGCGCGUAUUAGAGGCGUCAGUUGCCAUAGUAACCAUCAUGGCUGCGCCGGUGCAAGCGUCCCGUGUGUUUGCUUCCCUACAGCCUGCGGACUCGGCGGCCGCACACACGGGCGAGUUAGAAGCCGGUAUAUUAAUGCAGGGAGGGCGGGAGGUGCGAGUGAGCGGGACCGCGGAGCUGAGCGCCUCUCCUGACAGGGCCCGAGUCACUAUCGCACUCUCCAGCAGCAAAGCCGCAGCGGCCGAGGCCAAGGGCAGCGUUCAGAGGCGCCUGGAUUACAUUGUACAGAGCCUGCGGCAGGGGGGAGUCACGGAAGAAAAUAUAACAGUAUCCAAGGAAUUUUACAGAAUAUCAAACGCAUACCAGAUGGAAGCAACGGUAAGCGUUAUAUUCAGUGAUUUUAAUAAACUUUGGAGCAGCUGUAACUUACUUGUUGAAAAACUGGACAACUCGGUAAACAUAAGCCCUCCACAUUUCUAUCAUACAGCAGAUUGCUUGGAAAAACUGAGGCGGGAAGUUUGUCUUGGGGCAGUCACGAAUGCCCGGCGAAAAGCUCAAGAGGUGUGUCGUUUGGUUGGCCACUCGCUGGGGAAAGCUUUAGUCAUCAGAGAAGAAGAGAUGAGGGAAUGGGAAGAUCAGACAGAAGCAGACAUAAAAAUGAAGACUGCCACAAUAUAUGCAGCUUCAAAAGUUUUAGCAACCUUUGAAAUUAAGGGAAAAGAGAGGCACAAAAAGAACAGAUAAGGUAUCUGAGCACAAAAUAAACCUUUAAAGAAUGUUAAUGUUUUGUUUUUUAUGUAUUGGAAAAAAAAAAUAUAUUUUUUAAUUCAAGUAUAUGGUUUAUUUUUUAAAAUCCUUUGUACUGAUUACCAUAUAUACUCGAGUAUAAGCAGAUCCGUAUAUAAGCCGAGGUACCUAAUAUUACCUAAGAAAACUGGAAAAAUGUAUUGACUCGAGUAUAAGCCUAGGGUGGGAAAUGCAGAAGGUACAGGGUCCUGUGACAUAUUAAUCAGGCGUGUCAAUAGUGUGAGCGCUACAAUAUAUAUAUAUAUAUAUAUAUAUAUAUAUAUAUAUAUAUAUAUAAUAUACUGUAUAUACUCGAGUAUAAGCCUAGUUUUUCAGCACCCAAAAUGUGCUGAAAAAGUCAUCCUCGGCUUAUACUCGAGUCGGGUGCCAUGGGUCCCUCCAAACUAGCACCCUCUCUCCUUUGUGUGCAAAUUAGGCUGCCCGCAACCAGACCCUCCAGUUCCCUGGCCUGCUCCUAAAUUCUCACCUGUCCCAUUCUGCACUAGACAUUUGCACUUUAUAUUCUAUAUAAACUAUAUAUAGUUUUAAAGGAUUUUACCUCUUUGUGUUCUAGCUUGGUUGCUGAUUGGGCUAAGGGGGUAGUACUCUUAAGGUAUCAUUGUUGAUACCAUAUUGUUUUUGUUGACCCUUUUCUCCACUUACAGAGCUAGUUUACUGUUUUUCUUUGAAAUGUUUAAAAACAUAUACCCCACUGAUGCCUCAUUUAAUUUAAUUUUAUUGGUAUUUAUUUUGAUUAUUGAAACUUAGCAGUAGCUGCUGCAUUUCCCACCCUAGGCUUAUAGUCGAGUUAAUAAGUUUUUCCAGUUUUCUUAUGUAAAAUUAGGUACCUCGGCUUAUACUCGAGUAUAUACGGUACAUACACAGGCUUGAUAAAGGGCAUAUGCUUUGCCUGAAACGUCGCAUAUGUGAUGUGAUUCUUUUUUAAGACACGUUUUUGCAAUUAUCUGAGUGCUGCUUCUUUUUCUACUGUAUAAAUAUAUAUCGUGUAGCAAUCUAAUAAAUAUGCACAUCCAUGUGUCAAAGAAUUA